Clarias gariepinus (North African catfish) is the source of this 4014-nucleotide messenger RNA. RefSeq names its product epithelial splicing regulatory protein 1 (gene esrp1). The record is from RefSeq and is a predicted model, not a curated record. Gene Ontology annotation, cellular component: ribonucleoprotein complex. The transcript has 15 exons. The coding region runs from base 276 to 2426 and encodes 716 amino acids. NCBI's taxonomy places the organism in Eukaryota, Metazoa, Chordata, Actinopteri, Siluriformes, Clariidae. Gene Ontology annotation, molecular function: RNA binding.
AGCGAGCAGCCAUUACAGGGCUCGCGCGAGUGUUUUUUUUUUUUUUUGCAUAGAGUUUCACACGCGAUCGAAAGGCCACGGAGACAUAAAGGAGCUCGGAGCAGCGCGUACCUGUUCUUAGGUGUGGGGGUGACUGGGUGCCCUUGCUUCACUGUCACCUGGGGAUUUCUUUGGUAUCAGGGUAUCUUGUUGUUACAGGGUUUCUUUCUUUCCAUUUUCUUUCUUUUUUUUUUUUUUUUACUUCUGUAUUAGUUUUUUUUCGUUUUUAAAAAAAAAUGACGGUUAAUCCAGAAUACCUGGUGCUGCUAUUCACCACGACGUCGGGCGCGAGCGCCGAGCUUUUAGGAUCAGACGAGAAGGAAAUCGUUCAGCUGGUGUGGCAGGUCCUGAAUUUAGGCACUAAAAAGACUGGUGCAGUGAAUGAAGAGCUGGUGAAGCCGGAGUGUGUGGAGCUGACGGAGGAGUGUGUGCAGGUGAGCGGCCUCACCGUGGAGGCCCUUUCAGCUGCUUCUCCCCUCGAACAAGCCCUCAAUCAGUUUAACCAAAGGUUGCACUCAGAAAUAAGCACAAGUUCAGAGAAGUCCUUCUGUCUCUGCACGGAUGGCCAGCUUCACCUGCGUCAGGUUCUCCAUCCGGAGGCUUCGAACAAGAAUAUCCCAUUACCCGAUUGUUUUUUCUCAUUUUUUGACCUGCGGAAAGAGUUCAAGAAGCAUUCUCCAGCUGCGGCUGAUCUGAAGGACUUGGACCUUAAGUUCAUGGCAGAUUACCUGAAUGUAAGUGUGGAUCCUGAUAAUAACUUUACGGCGCUAAAGGUUCAACAGAUGUCCAGCAUUGCUCUAGCACUCCUCUCUGAGCCUGUCUGCCAAAUGUUCACAUGCCCUGAGAAAGUGAAUGAGAAAUUUGAAACUGGUACCUGCAGCAAGAUGGAGCGGAUAGAUGACAAUACUGUGAUUAGAGCUCGAGGCCUUCCCUGGCAAUCCUCAGACCAGGAUGUUGCACGCUUCUUCAGGGGUCUCAACAUUGCCAAAGGGGGUGCUGCUCUGUGCCUGAAUGCUCAGGGCAGAAGGAAUGGCGAGGCACUUGUUCGAUUCGAUAGUGAAGAGCACCGGGACCUGGCACUGCAGAGACAUAAACAUCACAUGGGCUCAAGAUACAUUGAGGUUUAUAAAGCAACGGGUGAAGACUUCUUAAAAAUAGCAGGAGGCACCUCUAAUGAAGUUGCAAAAUUCCUGUCACGAGAGAACCAAGUGAUCGUGCGCAUGCGAGGGUUACCCUUUACCGCCACAGCUGAGCAGGUGCUGCAGUUCUUCUCUCCAUCAUGCCCAGUGACCGAUGGCACAGAGGGUAUUCUAUUUGUGCGUUUCCCCGAUGGCAGGCCCACCGGGGACGCCUUUGUCUUGUUCUCCUGUGAUGAAUACGCAGAGAAUGCACUGAAGAAGCACAAGGAAAUCCUGGGCAAGAGAUACAUCGAGCUUUUUAAGAGCACAGCAGCAGAGGUGCAACAGGUUUUAAACAGGUAUUCUUCUGCUCCACUGAUACCCGUGGCCCCCUCACCUAUCCUGCCCUUAGUGGCUCAGCCAGCAUUUGUGCCAUCGACAGUUGCUGCCAUACCAGGAACGAGGGACUGUCUAAGACUGAGAGGUCUGCCAUAUGACGCUACCGUUCAAGACAUCCUGCUGUUCCUGGGCGAAUAUACAGCUGAUAUUAAACCACAUGGAGUACACAUGGUCCUCAAUCAGCAGGGCCGUCCAUCAGGUGAUGCAUUUAUCCAGAUGCGAUCAACAGAAAGGGCACAUGCUGCGGCUCAGCGAUGUCACAAGCGCAGCAUGAAGGAACGCUAUGUGGAGGUAUUCGCCUGCUCAGCACAGGAGAUGAACGUGGUGCUGAUGGGUGGCUCGCUCUCAAGGAGCGGCCUUUCGCCGCCACCAUGUAAGUUACGACGUCUAUCUCCUGCAUCUUACUCUUUCCCACCUGCGGGGGCUGUACUUCCUGCUGGAGCAGUGCUCCCAACAGGGGCAGUUCUACCUAUGGAAGCAGCAGCGCUCUACCCCUCCCAGUUCCUGUUGAGUCCUCGCCCAAUAGCACCUGCUCCGUUUUACCCAGCUAACAACCAGAUGUAUGUAAACUACACUGCCUACUAUCCAAGCCCCCCAGGCUCUCCACCCAAUGUGGGCUACUUCCCAGCAAGUACACACACACCUGGCUCUAUCCUCUCCAGUCCACAUGCAGCACUGAUCCGGAUGCAGGGCCACACCUCCACUCAUACCUACGCCACUGGAGUAAAGGAAAUCCUCAGCAUGGUGCAGGCUUAUCAGCCCAGCAACAGUGAAGCCUUGGUUACUCUGCCCCCCCUGCUCUCCGCCAAACAACCUAUUGCAGAUCAGAGUCUCGGAGGAGGAGCCUACCUGGACUUGCAGUUGAUAUAGACUGUGCCAGUCAUAAAGCCACAUGCCUAAUUGUAAACGUUUGGCCCUCAGAAACAUAGCUUGUUUUGUCGUUCUUGCUAUUUAUGUGAAAAAAAGAAUAUGUUCGAAUCUCUGUAUAUAUAUAUAUAUAUAUAUAUAUUGCACACUUUUACUGCAUUAGUAUACGAGUUCACUAAUAAUCUGCUCUCGUAGACAAGUAGUAGUUUCUGUCAGAGAUUUGUGCCUUUGUUUUGAGUGUGUGUGUGUGUGUGUGUGUACAUGUCAAAAAAGAAUAAUCGCUCAGGAAAAAAGUUAAACCAGAAUGAUCUUUUUUUGCCGUUUGAUUUGAAUCAAACAUUUUUAGCCAAAUUGUAAGACAAAAAUGCAUAUUUCUUUCUGUAGAGAUCUCUAGGAACGUGUGUGUGUGUGUGUGUGUGUGUGUGUGUUUGGCCCUGUCUUUACACAUGCUGAUGUGAAUGUUUGCCUGCAUGUAAAAGUGUUUGUGCUUUUAUCCCAGCCGAUGUGACUCUGCAGAUAGCAUGUGGCAAUGCAUAUAGACGUCCUCAAGCUUGACUCAACUAUUAUUAUUUUUUUAAGCUUCCAAAAUGAAGUUCAAAAAGCUAUGUAACGCAAAAUGUUUACAAGGUAUGCCACAUUCUUACGCGUGGCAUCGUGCAGUAGGUUCGGAGCACAGGUGUCGUCGCUCACAGAAGUUUUCUUUAAUCAUUUCGCCAAAUAGCCGUUCAGGGUCAAAAACAGGAACAACCAGUACUUACUGUACUCAAUAUAUGUAUGUAUGUAUGUAUGUAUGUGUGUGUGUGUGUGUGUGUGUGUGUGUGUGUGUGUGUGUCAUCAUUUAAAUACACAAGUGUCAUUCUCAACUACUCCAAGGAGAAACAUUUGUACCACUUAGUUUUAAUUGAUGUAAAUCUACUGACGUUUUUAUGUGUGUGUGUGUGUGUGUGUGUGUGUGUAUGAGUGGCUGCAAUAAUCAGUGUGUGUACUUACUGUGCUCAAUGACUGUUUUGGGCCUUCUGGAACAGACAUACACACACAUGUAUUUUAAAUUAUCAAGUUUGUUUGUGCAUGUUAUGUGAUUUAAAUUACAAGCCUGUUUAAAGGCACAGGCUUUUUUUUAAUGCCCAUGAUUCUCAAAGGCUGGUACUCUGCUUUUUUUUAGUAAAGAAUUUUUGACUAUGCCUAGACUUUUAUAAAAUGUAGAAUUGAAAUAUUUUUCAGUAAAAUGAUUUUCGCUCCAUAGAGUUCUUUCCAAGAUGUGCCAACAGAAAGUAGUACAGAAAGCACUACUUAAUUAUACCAGGAAAAUCUCAGUUUAUGCCAUAUCAGAUUUCAGAUAUCAGAUAUGUGUUUGGAUAUAAUGUUAUGGAGAAAGUGUUAUUUUAUUUUGAUAUUUUAUGUUAAAUUAAAAAAGAAAAAAAUAAAUAAAACUGAAAUAAGACAACUGUAGCGAAUUGCAUUAUGGAGUUAAUAUUGUAAUGUUCUUUAACGAUCUUUAUGUGUAAUCCAUCAGAAUGCAAUAAGGGCAAAACGAGCACUUAUUUCCCAUCUGACUCUGCAUCAUUGGAAACCUUGGCCUUUCAAUAAAGCA